Molecule: messenger RNA, 1424 nt
Organism: Pocillopora verrucosa
Lineage: Eukaryota; Metazoa; Cnidaria; Anthozoa; Scleractinia; Pocilloporidae
Product: NF-kappa-B-repressing factor
Cellular component (GO): nucleus
Molecular function (GO): nucleic acid binding
Source: RefSeq, a predicted model, not a curated record
AUGGCGGCAAAAAAGUGUAUUUGGGAAAGUGACUUACAAUGGAAUUUAAGAUCACAAUUUAUUGAAAAAUUGGAAGAUAAUUUUCCAGAGGAUAAGGGAGAAGCUUUAUCUAUGGUUUGGGCGAACAUGAAGUUCCUUGGCUGCAGAUAUCCAGCGAAAACUGAGGAAAUAGUGGGUGAACUUGAAUCGAAGGGGGGUAUUUCUGUGCCACACAAAGCAUUGAGAAAGGUAAAACCACUGAUAGAAAACUUCACAAUCUACGAGCGUGAGGAAGGAGAGGAAGGCAAUGAAAGCAAUCCUGUGAGUGUUUUGAACGAGAGCGCCCAAAAAUCGAAGAAAACUAUAUCAUUUGACGAACUUGGUGUGAACAGCAAAACAGGUCUAUUUUCUUGUUCUGUGACGAUAGCGAACCAGUUGGUUGCUGUUGGGGAAGGGGUAGGGAAAAAACAGGCGAAACGCACAGCAGCCGAGAAUGCUUUGUCGAUGCUCCGACCUCGCCAACCUGUUAUUCGUUUGGGAUCACUAUCUCGGCAACAUGAAUCUGCCCCAUGUGUGUCGAAAACCAAACUAGUCUCGAAAGCUUAUGAAAAGGCAGCGAGCAUUUCCGAAGAUAACAUCGGCAAUAAAAUGCUUCGGAAAAUGGGAUGGACCGGGAGUGGGGGGAUUGGUAAGGAGGGCCAAGGUCGAGCAGAGCCAGUCAUUGCUCUCGGUACUGAUGGUAAGUUUGGUCUGGGGUGCAAUCCAACACAUGGAUCGCAAGUGAAAAAACAGACGAUUAGAGAUGUACUUAUGUCAUUUAUUAGUGGAACAGACAGAGAAAUUAAAUUUUCUAGCGAACUCUCGAAAGAAGACCGAGCUGUUAUACAUAAAAUUUCACAACAAUAUGGGUUGAAACACAAGUCAUAUGGGAAAGGUGAUGAUAGAUAUUUGGUGGUUGGAAAGGAUUGAAGAGGAAAGCUUGUGUGUAGUUGGGUGUAUUUUAUCAUGAGAAAUUUGUGACACGAUUUAUACACAGCCCCAUACUCCACUAUGCUUACAGUUCUUGGAUAAAUGAAACAAUGGCAGGAUUAUAGAUUGUCUUUGGGUCUACAGCCUUGUUUUGCAACAGCAUGGAGCUGUGUGGAAAUGUUACCAAUUUCACUUCAUGUACAAAAAUCAUGUGACAGCUACAGUGAAAUAAAUUACUUGAAAGUGAACCCAAUAAUAUUGGAUAGAAUUAAUACUGAACUUGGUGUUUUUACUAAUUUUAUGGCUGGAUAAUUGUAGCAAUGAAUUACUUACUAUGAAACUCAGAUAAUGGUGAACACCACAGAUAUUUAUGGUACUUCAAUUUUUUAACCCUUUGACACUAAGAGUGACUAGCUUCUAUUUUCUCCUCACAAUGUCAUGCCUGAAUCAACACUAAAGUGACAAGAAUAAAGGAA